CAAGGAGCGCGCAGCUCGAUUUCGAUGACGCUGUGGUGCCGAUGGCGUCGAUUGCGGCGGCCGUAGCGGAGGAGAAUGCCGUCCUUGCUGCUUCUGGUUCAGGGAAGCGCAGGGCGGAUUCGACUCUCGCUGACAAUGAGGUCGGGCUUGAGGACUCUCAGGAGCUCAGGUCCGCCUCCCCCGCUGCAGACACCGACAAUGACUCCGACGCCGACGUCGAUACCGAUUCCGACAGCGACACCAUCUCCGGCUCCGGCUCCGGCUCCGAUUCCGACGGUGCCGCUGCCGCUGCUGCCCCCGCACCCGCACCAGCACCCGCCGCCAGACGCUCGACCUCCUGGUCCGAACACGAGAAGAACUGCCUGAUCGCAGUGAUGUUCGCGCACGCCGACGCGGUCAAAGCGGGCCGUCAUCCCGCGGUCUAUGAUACCGCGCUCUGGGCUGUCGUCCGGAGGCGGUUGAUGGCCGAGUACGGGAUCGAUCGGGUACCGCAGGCGUGCCGGAUGAUGUGGAAUCGUGGGCUUCGGGAGCUGACGGGGCUGGAUGAGAGGUUGAGACGGGAUCCGAAUAGGAUGGCGACGAGUUUGCAGAAGAAGGCUGGGCAGUGAUGGGGGGUGGUGGUGGUGGGGUUGAUGGGUUGCUGAGUCUGGAUUUGUUUUUUGUUGUUUUGUGAUUUUUUGUGGUUUUGUGGUGGUGGUGUUUCUGUGGUUUGGUGCUUGGUCCUUCGUGCUUGGCGCUUGGUUUUCCUGUUUUUGUGGAUGGUGGCCGUUCUUGCGUUUUGUCUCGUGGUUUUUUUCUUUUGUUUUUUGCUUUUAUGACAAGUGCUGUCUUUGCAUCUGCGAGUGAUUUUUUUAUGCGAUAAUUGUAUCCAGACUCAGCUUGUUUUGCGCUUUCGUUUUUAUGAAUUGAAAUUAUAUCCCUGAUUUGAUUUCCACAAAAUGACCCUGGAUUGCUCGGAAUAUUCGUAUUUCAUCAAAUAAAAAUGUUGCGGCUGAUUUUCACAAGGCCUUUAACGAGACAACUGGCCGGGAGUUUGAGGUGCUUUCGCCCCGUCCGAAUCACUUCAUCGCCUGGGAUAGUCCCUCGCACUCCCCCGAGGCGAUCUUUAGGCUUCACCAGGAACUCCUCGACUGGCAGAUCCCACAAUGCCACCGAGUUAGAUAAAAAGGAUUUCCGCGCUAAGAGUGGAUACCCAUGCUCGUAUAUCAACUCGAAUUGCUCAUACCCCUGCUCUUAUUGGGGGUUCGUCAUCAUCCGCACUACAUAUACGCCAGAGUCCGAUCUCCAAUGGCCCGUCGCGAUGGCAAAAUUAUCCGACUGGCUAAGGUUGGAGAUGAAGGAGAAGUCCGAUGCUUCCGCCGAGGAUCAAGAGCACGUCGUUGGAAAAUUUAGGAACCUGAUAGCGGAGGAAAAGGCCAAGUAUGACGGGAUGCCGAUGAACGAUGCGGUUUUGCGCUUCGAGGAUAUUCUCAAGGAGCAAAUUGAUAUCGCAAUGAAGUACAGCACACAAGAGCAUUUUGAGAAAACAUGGCUCUGUCGGAUUCCUGAGCUUGUCGAGCAAUCUCUCGUUGAGUCUGAUCCCGAGGUCAAACGAGAUCUCCUCGAAGCAUCGUACUGGCAUCUCAAUCAGUACAUAUGUCUUGUGAUAGAUGAUGAGGUGUUGAAAGAUCUCGUGGAGUUCCCUUGUUUCCUCCCUCAAUUCGAUUUGGCUGAGGCGCUGAAAGAGAUUAGGGAGCACCCCGAUGGUCCUCCGCCUGAUGCUAAUCAGGCGCAUCUCAAAGUUGCCAUGCGCCAUACAGAUUUCGAGUUGGUGUGUUGGAGGGAGGGUUUUAGUGCUGACGACCCGAACUGGUACACUCAAUGGGGUAACUGGGCUAACUGGGCAGUGAGGAAUGGCUUGGGGGAGAUGCAUUGGUCUAUUCGAAGUUCUGUCUUGCAUGAAGGCGGCAUAGAAUUGGAGCUACUAGACGGGAAGCCAUAUGUCGAAAUUUGGGGGCAGGAAUAAUACCUAUCUGCUUUGUGUACUGCGCUUGCUUUUUUUUAUAUCCAGGUUCAGAUGAAUUGCACUGGUUUUAAUUUUACGAGUAACUACACUUCUCGGCACCGGCCGAGGAAUCUCUAAUGACGAGACAUGAAGAUUUUCCUAUGGAAAAUGGCACGAGGGAAGGGGAAAAUAUUUCGUUCUAGCAGCUGCGAGUCAUUCGCGCCUUGUCCUUUGUGCUGUUAUAGAGAAACGCUACGUUUCACGAACUUGGGAUUCAGGCAGAGGGACUACAUGUCGAUACGGGUUUGCACGCAUGCAGAUGAUAUCAAUGCAGAUGAUGAGCGGGAAGAAUAGUAUAUAAAGAGUGUGCAUGGUGCAGUUGGCAUCGCCGAACGCAAGUCAAGCCUCUAUGGUACGUCGUUGACCCGUCGGCGUUACACUAUAGAAGCUUCAAUUUCAUUUCUAAAUACGCC
Molecule: messenger RNA, 2457 nt
Organism: Pseudogymnoascus verrucosus
Lineage: Eukaryota; Fungi; Ascomycota; Leotiomycetes; Thelebolales; Thelebolaceae
Exons: 2
Coding region: 983-2005 (340 amino acids)
Source: RefSeq, a predicted model, not a curated record